AUGCAAAGUCUGUAUUCUCCAAGCAAUUUAUACAGUGGAUUUAACUAUUACUGGUUCGACAGUGAAGUGGAUUUCGCCAACCAGGACCUCGAGUUAAGGGUAUUAACGAAUCCUUAUGACAACGUGACACCACAGUUGGAUUUGGAAACAGCUUUAGAAAAGCUCAACAGCCCAAAGAAAGACUUUGAAACAGUACUGAUCGAUAAAAAGUUAAAUUUCAUUUGGAAAGUUACUCGGCGUAUUAAGAAAUUAGUUCGGUUUGACACUUCUGAUGCUCGGAGAGUGCUGAAAGAAUGGCACUCCGCAAUGAUGGACGCCGAAUCGGAUUCUGAAACUUCAAGUGAAGCCAGUAAAGUGGCGGAUAUCUUCACCUAUGAUCAGUUCAAAGAGGUGCAUAGUUUUCUGCCACAGGCCUCUGCCACGUCAGAGGACUUCAACAUCCUCAGUCUGGAGCGCGGGCAGUUUGGGAUUGAGACUAAGUACCAGAUGUUUGACGAGCAGAAGGGACAAUGUAUGGGUAUUGUAGCUCGAACGAUCGGCUUAGACGAAGUCGCGCUCAAAAAGUCGAACCAAAUCCCGGGUUGGCUCGGAUUCAAGCGUGUGGGCGACAUUAGAAAUACUGGGAAACUCAUAUGCGAAGACCAUGACUGCUCAAAGGAAACUAUGCUAUGCAAAUCGUCGGAGCAAGUUGUAUCUGAUCCAAGCUCCGACGAAGCAUCAAGCGUUUUUUCAACGGUCAAUAGACAUUCUCUAGACGGGGGUGCCUUUACUGACGCAAGGUACCAACCAAUCGAAUUUCUUCCCGCCAUACCUGGUCCAAACAAAAUCGACAAGUACGAUGAAGCCGAUACGCAUCCCUCUGUUCCGACGUAUUGCGACUCAGACUACAAGAUGCUCCGCCGUUCGCUAUACGAACCGCGACUAUGCUACUACUCUCUCCAUGAAGGUGUUCACUUUGUCACACCCCGGUUUCUGCCUGGUCACCAAAACCCUAAUAAGAGAAAUCAUGAUUAUUUCCUGAUAGCUGUAGACAAUUGCCGGUUUGAAAAUCUUACGCCUACCCAAAAGUGCCAGGCUCUGUUUACGAUGUGGAAAUCUACAAGGCAUUAUUUUGAAAUAAACAGCGUGCCAGUUGAGACUCUAAUAGGCCAUGAGAACAGUGUAGCUGAAAUUACCAAAUUAUAUGGGAACUUAAAGGAUGCGGCACCUAUGUCAGCAUUAAAUGCAAACGCAGAAAAACCUCCGAGGGCGCCAAGAGCUGUUCGGCGUAGGAAUACCAGUGUCAGUAAUAUAAUGCAAAAGCUGUUAAAGAACAUUCAUAAGAGAAGGAAUAUUUAA
Eremothecium gossypii ATCC 10895 is the source of this 1338-nucleotide messenger RNA. RefSeq names its product AFR380Cp. The transcript has a single exon. NCBI's taxonomy places the organism in Eukaryota, Fungi, Ascomycota, Saccharomycetes, Saccharomycetales, Saccharomycetaceae. The record is from RefSeq and is marked provisional. Bases 1 to 1338 code for a protein of 445 amino acids.